GCUAUCGAAGAGAACGGCUCAACUAGAAUACAACUAUGGCGUUAUCUCAGACUACCCCAAGGAUGGUGCUGGAGUCCCCUGUACUUCAGCAGAGGAAUACAAUUCCUUUUGGAGCUGUUCGGCCAGCAUCAACCAGAACAUACCCACAUCAGGCAUUAUCAAGAUGAUCUUCUGAUAGGAGGCAGCAGCCAAGUUGCUGUCAACAAGUGCUUGGAUAUGCUGGCUCACUUCUUGAAGAGUCAUGGCUUCCAGGUCAACUUAAAAAAGUCAGUCAGAGCGAGUCGAACUAUUCGGUUCUGCGGCUAUGAGGUCACAUCCUCCACUUACAAGCCUGAAUCAUCGCGUGCCGAACUCACCGAGACUGUGGUUACUCAGGCUUGGAAGGACGUGACGGGUUUCAUUGAGCGUAACAGGCUCGCCCAGGUCCUCAAGUGGUUGAAGUCCUGGGCUGGUCGAUUCCAGUAUCUGAGAGGAUGGCUACCGCCUCUCUUGAUGCUAGACCUGAAGGUUAUGUAUAAAUAUGUUAAAGAGGUUCAAAAAGGGAGGAAUAUCAGUCAACCCAACGAGGAACUCAAACCAUCUUUCUUCCGCCUAGCGCAAUGUGUUCUCGGUGGUAAUCUCCCAGCACUCACUUUCGGUAUUAAAAGAACGACCUCUUUUGGUUCGGUAUUACUGGUCGACGCUAACGUUGACGGCUGGGGAGCUGUGGUAUUCAGAGUCGAGAUAUCUUCUACGCAGCCUGACGAUGGAGAACCACAUUCAGACGAUCUGAUGACCGGUAUACCUUCGACAUUCAGCGCGUCCGCAGCAGAAGCUAUACUUGCGUUACGUCAACUCCCGUACGAGCAGUAUGGAGAGAGGAACGCUCUCACUUUGGUACCGCUCUUUCUGUUUGGCAACGCGUGGGAUGUGCAAUGCUCGCGACACUCCAGCACAUGGAGAGAGCGAGCGGCACAACUACUCGCACUCGGAGAAGCUGAACCCCACCUACAAUACCCCACGAUUGUCAUCGGUGACAACCAAAAUGUCGGCAAGGAAUGGCACGAUAAUGAGGUACUCUUCAACGGCAGGUGGAUGCGCCUCCUGGAACUGAGGUCCCGGUUGGUUCAUCAUUAUAUCUGGGUGAAAAGAGAUGGCCUACCUGAGAUGGCGGACUCUAUCGCAAGGGCUAUGGCACAGGUGGCGACCAAUACUAAUGAGGGUAACUGUGCCCACCAGUAUCAAAUCGAAUGUUACGACGAGGAAGUUAGCCCAUCUCAUGCCCCCGAUAAUGAAGAAGACAGCGACGGCGGUGGUACGGAAGCGGUUGACGCCCAAACGGAACCUCGAAAUAAUGACGAGGAACUAGAGAAAUCUAUAGGAUCGGUCUUAUCAUAUCUGGACAAGUUCGGUGAUGCUCCAGGAGAGUUGGUGGCGGAUCUGAUCAAAUGCCAGAUGAGCGAUGAUAGGACCACUUAUCUUGGUUAUACAUUCAAGGAUAUUGCUGCCCAUCUUUCAGCAGCGAAGGGAGACGAUCAACCGCGAAAGAGAGAGAGGAGACCACUUUCGGCAGUGGCCACUCGUUUUGCUUUGGUACAUGGAAUCCUAUGCUAUGUGGUUAAUAACGAGGCCAAAAUAUGUGUACCAUGGGGCACUAGUUCGCUCCUCAAGAGUUUUCUAGGUACCACUGUGGCACCGUCGUGGCGUUCAUGGGUACUUAGCCGAUAUCAUGAUACUUUCUAUGGCUGUCAUCGAGGAUCAUACCGUCUAAUGAGUGCGGUUGGUCUCCGAUAUUGGUGGCCUAGUGUCAUAAAGGACUGUUACUCCUUCGCGAGGAGCUGUCUCAGAUGCCAAUGCUCGAAGGCCGUUAUCAAAAGGCAUAGAGGAGAACUGUCAUCAACAAUGAUGC
Messenger RNA from Perkinsus marinus ATCC 50983, 1888 nucleotides. RefSeq lists its product as hypothetical. Lineage: Eukaryota; Perkinsozoa; Perkinsida; Perkinsidae. The annotation marks the transcript as partial. The transcript has a single exon. The record is from RefSeq and is a predicted model, not a curated record.